AUGAAACGGCGCGCACCAUCUCAGCCUGUGUUUGAGAGCAAACAGCCCUUUUUGGAAAUUGAGAAGGUAAAGGCAUCGUUCAAUUCGAAAAUAUGGGACGAUUCGUAUCGCGAGCAGCUGCGGGAGGAGGUCGCCAGUAACAAGCCCUACAACUGGGGCACAAUCCACGACCUUGUGGACCCAGAUCUCCUGCGCUCUGUGCGCCGAGAAAUCGAGAAGGAAAUCCACUUCACCAACAAGGAAACGGACAUCUACAAGGUGAACCAGAGCGGGGACCUUGCGAAUCUGUCGGGCCUCGACUGGAAGGACCUGUCGCGGCUACCCAGCCUCUGUCGUCUGCGGCAGAUCCUGUACUCGGACGUUUACCGGGACUUCAUCGGAUAUGUUGCCGGUGCGGGCAAGCUGUCCGGGACUAAGAUGGACAUGAGUAUUAAUACAUACACCAAGGGCUGCCACCUGUUGACACACGACGAUGUGAUUGGCUCGCGGCGGGUCAGUUUUAUUCUCUACUUGCCAGACCCUGACAAGACCUGGAAGGAGCACUAUGGUGGGGCGCUGCGACUCUUCCCCAGUAUCAUUCCGAAUGUGCCCACAAGUGACUUCAGCGCUAAACUCGUUCCGCAGUUUAACCAGCUAGCUUUCUUCCACGUGCAGCCAGGCUACUCCUUCCAUGAUGUGGAGGAGGUGAAGGUGGACAAGCACCGGCUCUCUAUCCAGGGUUGGUACCAUAUCCCGCAGGAGGGCGAGGAAGGCUUUGUCCCAGGCGAGGAAGAACAGUACGUGAACACGAACAUAAGCACUCUGGCACAGCUCGAGUCGAAUCUACUGCAGGACUACGAGUUUCCUAAGAGCGAGCGGAGCAUCCUGCCUCUACAGCAGUUGAAGCAGUUGGAAAAGUUCCUGGGCAGCGAGUCGGAAGAUACUGCUUCUUACUUGAAUGCUGAUGAGCUGGCAUACUUGUCCAUGUACAUAUCAGAAGAGCACUUGUCGUUGGAGGGGAUCAAGAGCCUACAGUCCAAGUUUACAGAGAACUCAUAUCUGCAAAUCGACUCUUUCUUGAAUGAGCAGAAGUCCGCUCUAUUGAAGAAGCUCAUAAAGAUCGAAGAACUUGAAAAGGAAUGCCCUUACAAAGCUGCAGAGGUGGAAAAGCCAUGGAAGACUGCAAUCCCUCCUUACAAGUGGCGGUUUAUGUACAUAGACGGCAAGUCACACGAACAUUUCUGUUCUGAGGAUGACAUAAAACGGCGCUUAGUGCAUGAGGAAUUGCCAAACUUCACGCUGCUGAAACAGGGACUCUCAGACCACCUUUCUGUCGAGCCAGCGCUGCUGGAGUUGGUAGAGUUUUUUAAGAGCUUUGCUUUCAAGAAGUACCUGGCACUAUUGACACUUCUAUGCCCGCUGACAGAGCAACUUUUGAUCCGCAGAUUCCGGCCAGGCCACGAUUUUACUUUGGCGACCAAGAUAUACCCCAGCCAAUUACUGCAACAUGUGGAAGGCUUUGUAGACGCAGUUCUAGAAGGUGUUCUGUGCCUAACUCCUACAGAUGGGUGGGAGUCCGGGGAGCUGGGCGGUUAUGAGCUGUACAUGGGGGACCAAGAUGACGAAGACAUGAACAAAGACGUUGAGGAUGCUGCUGUCUACAGAUCCGACGACAGCGGUAGCUCUGUUCUUAUCAACAAGCCUGCCUCCUGGAAUUCCUUCAAUUUGGUAUUGCGGGACGAGAGUGUGCUGCAGUUUGUCAAAUAUGUAAGCUGGGCCGCCAAGUCCAGCAGGUGGGAUAUCUCCAUGAAUUGGGACGUCAAAUCUUUCGAAAACGACCCUAACAGCAAUGAAGAGAAAGAUUAG
Eremothecium gossypii ATCC 10895 is the source of this 1845-nucleotide messenger RNA. RefSeq names its product oxidative DNA demethylase (gene TPA1). The transcript has a single exon. Bases 1 to 1845 code for a protein of 614 amino acids. The record is from RefSeq and is marked provisional. NCBI's taxonomy places the organism in Eukaryota, Fungi, Ascomycota, Saccharomycetes, Saccharomycetales, Saccharomycetaceae. Gene Ontology annotation, molecular function: L-ascorbic acid binding; iron ion binding; peptidyl-proline dioxygenase activity. Gene Ontology annotation, cellular component: cytoplasm. Gene Ontology annotation, biological process: peptidyl-proline hydroxylation; regulation of translational termination.